AUGGGAUGUGGCUGUGUGAAGGAAUCUGCCGUGGAACCAGGGCAGCCAGUGCAUGAUGGCACUACAACUGGAAGGACCAUCAAGGUGGGUGGUUUCAAAGGCGGCCGCCCUACAUUGGCAGAAUUGCAGAAGUUGAACAUCCCAGGCCUAGAUGAGCAAUUGGGCAGCGAUAAAAAGGCCUUUGGAAGUGACCAGACUUCCGGAAAAGGCCUCCGCUCUGGCGCAAGUUGCUUGGAAGUUUUGGAGAAGCGAUCUGUACUUGUGGCUGUGAGGGCGCGUCCUCUGAAUGAUCGAGAGAAGACGGCCGCAUCGGGGGAGUGCCUGACUUUUCAGGAUGCCACAGGCUUAACCCUGCACCGAGAUGAUGACAGAGAACAUCGCUUCGCCUUUGAUUGCGUGAUGUCUCAAGAUGUUGGUCAGCGCGAAGUAUACGACAGGACAGCACGACCAUUGCUGCACAAAGUCCUAGAAGGCUACAAUGGCUGUUUAUUUGCAUAUGGCCAGACUGGCUCGGGCAAGACCUUCACCAUGCAAGGUGCAGGGGACCAGCGCGGGAUCAUCCCCACACUUUGCACAGAGCUUUUCAAUGAGAUUCAGGAGUCUGCAGAGAAGAAACACAUUACAGUGGUUUGCAGCGUUCUCGAAAUCUACAACGAGAAGGUGAAGGACUUGUCUGUGGAUUCCAGUGAUGACCUAACGAUCCGUGAAGACAGCUCACAAGGUGGUCGGGGCAUUCACGUCGAAGGAUUGACAGAGGUUCAAGUUCGAAGUUGCGAAGAGGUUUUGGACUGUAUUGCCAAGGCUCAGCAAAGAAGAGCUGUUGGUAAGACCAACAUGAACGAACACAGCUCUCGUUCCCACUCGGUGGUGACGCUCCGAGUGGGUGCUUGCGAUUGUGACGAUGUGGAUGCAGCCACGCUGACGGUAUCAAAGCUUCAUCUCAUUGAUUUGGCCGGAAGUGAGCGGCAAAAGGCGACAGGUGCCACUGGGGAUCGCUUGAAGGAAGGUGCUCAGAUCAAUUUGUCGCUGUCUGCAUUGGGGAACGUUAUCAAUGCCCUCACUGAGAAGACUUCAGGAGGCCGUGGUGAAUCGUGA
Molecule: messenger RNA, 1095 nt
Organism: Durusdinium trenchii
Lineage: Eukaryota; Dinophyceae; Suessiales; Symbiodiniaceae
Source: the annotation of a GenBank genome assembly